AUGCUCUAUCAAAACAGCAAUCGCUUAUUACAUGGGUACCCCCUGGUAUGGGCAGCAAAGCAUAGCUCCGAAUUGACUAUCCGCCGAGCAUUUGAUGCUGGGGCCUCUACACACUCUUGUCAUUACAACUUCAGAAGAUCGCUCGUCGCGGCAGUCGACAACGGCAAUGAGACUAUCGUGCGCCUGAUACUGGAACAAAACAAAGAUACUGGUAUAUUCAUACAAAACCAGAGCUGCGAGAGGUGUGAAGAUGAGAAAUCCGAGGCCGCCUCAAAAGUCCUACAUCCACUAUAUUUGGCGGCAGUGCGUGGCAACGUGGCCAUUGUCAAGCUCUUAGUUGCCUAUAACGUCACUUUCGAACAUGACCACGACUGCUGCGGUGAAACAUGCUUCGAUCUUGUAUUUGCGGCAGUAGAAAACGGCCACCUAGCCGUUGUGCAAGUUCUCAUCGAGGCUGGCUACGCAUUGAACGACAAACAAAGCGUAUACUGGCAUAAACAGCCACUCCAUGCUGCAGUCCUUCAGGGCAAUACGAAAUUGGUUGAAUACUUGCUGGAUGGAGGCGCCGAACCCUCGCCUCAAGAGGAGCCACCUCUCAUGUCUGCCGCUAAAAAUGGGGACCUGGAAAUGGUCAAAUUGCUCCUGGAACGGGGAGCAGAUCCUAACAAACGAUUUUGCGGUUCAAUGGCCCUCUCUUGUGCGGCUGGCCAUGGCCAUGUGGAGAUCGUGGAAGUUCUCUUAGACCAUGGAGCGGAUCCCGAUCCUGAUAUGGUUCAAGGUUGGCUGAGUACACUCUACCAUGUAGCUAUACAUGGUCAGCUACCAAUCCUUGAUCUUUUGUCGGCGCGUGGAGUGGAAAUAUAUCCCAAGGAACCAACGAAACAGUGCUUCUUGUUAUCAUCGAUAAUCGGCAACAUAAGUUGGGGAUCUGUUGAGAGGAAGAAGAAGGCUGCUUUCGCUGAGCUUUUUCGAACCUUCGUCGACUUUGAGGACAUGAUAAAAGAUGAAGAAGCACAAGCCGAGGUUCUAUACAUAGCCAUUGGCUACGGGUGGGAGGAUAUUGUGAAGCGUGUUCUGGAGCAUGGCUUCUCUGCAGAUGGAGUUUAUCGUCGCUGUGAGACACGGUACGAGAGGCCGGUACUCCAAGCCAUUGACAACGGCCAUAUUGGAAUUACCAAACUUCUUGUCGAGCACGGCGCCAAUAUACAGGCGUACCAGGGAGAAAUCACGGUCCUUGUCGAGCAUGGUCCCAAUACGCAGGAGUACGAUGGAGAAAGCAUGGAUGAAGGCGCACUUUCCUUGGCAAUCCAAUUGGGCAAUGUACAAAUUGCAGAGCUUUUACUCGAUCACGGGGCUGACAUAAACUGCAUAAGCAGCCGCGGAGAAACGGCUUUGGCCGAGGCUGCGAUGGUAUCCGUCGACAUGUUUCGCAUGUUGCUUGAUCGAGGAGCCGAUCCGACGAAAACUGCAUUAUAUGCCGAUGGCACUUUCAAUCCAUCCUCAGGCGAAAACGCUAUUACCAGAGCAUUGUACUUCGGCGCAGUGGAUGUGGUACAAACAUUGGUGGAGAGAGGUAUUGCAUUGGAAAUGCCUCCUCCAUUGCUCAAGCAGCAACAGAGGCCCAGGAACCACCAGGGUCCUAAUUUCCUAACGAGUCCCAAGAAAUUGAUAGAAGAGGCAUUCUUGGGAGGAGAAGAAAUGGCGGUUCUGGUCUUGGAUCGGGGGCUGUUGAAGAUUGACCCUGAGAGCAACGAGGCACAAGAAGGAUUGGUGCACGCUGUCCAAUUUGGGAUGGCUGGGGUGGUGAAGCGACUACUUGAACGAGGAGUCGAUCCCAAAUUGCCCUCACUCUACACUCAGCUAUCUUUGCCGGUGGCUGCAACAUAUUCUCCUCGCACUGAUGGUAGCAGUAAUGCUACAGCCAUUCUUGAUCUGCUCCUAGCCCAUGGUGCUGAUAUCGAGGAACGAUGUUAUCCUGGCAUGACUCCCUUGUAUCGGAUUGUCAUGCACGUCAAUGCCAAAAAGGAAUGGGUUUGCGAUCAAGCAGAGGUACGACUCUUGUUGGAGAGAGGUGCUGAUCCUUUCGCGGAGCAUGACCACUGGGUUGCACUCGUGACGGAAACAAGUGAUGCCCACGCUCAUUCCGACUCACCAUUCAGGAGUAGACGAUCAAUCCCAAGUCCCAAUUUCGGGACCGAGCAUGAUGACGGUUCUCUCAGGAGAAUGGUUAAAUUUGUGCGGCAGCCCAGGAUUCUAAUAGGCCAAGGUGAACACGAUGACCCAUUCCUAGCAUGUAUGAGACUGGGCGAUAAAGCAGUGCUCAACCUCAUGCUUGAUGCAAUUGAUCGGAAAGGUAUUCCCUUGGAGGAGUUGGAGGAUAGACUUGGCCGAGCCCGGAUUGAAGCGACUGAGAGUGGGAACCUGCGACUUCUACCCAUUCUAGAAGAUUAUUACUGGGCAAAACGAUAUCCGUGCAAGUAG
Molecule: messenger RNA, 2481 nt
Organism: Penicillium robsamsonii
Lineage: Eukaryota; Fungi; Ascomycota; Eurotiomycetes; Eurotiales; Aspergillaceae
Product: ankyrin repeat domain-containing protein
Exons: 1
Coding region: 1-2481 (826 amino acids)
Molecular function (GO): protein binding
Source: RefSeq, a predicted model, not a curated record